AUGAACAACACUUAUACUAGCGAACCACAGAUGCCACACAGAACAAAAAUGAGACCGCUACCAGUGCUAGAAGAAUACUGCAUUUCACCACACCAUGGGUUUUUGGAUGGCCUGUUACCCUUGACCAGGCUGUCCAGCAAGAAAUACAAGAAAUGGGAAGAAAUCGUUGCCGAACUACCCUCUCUUUUGCAAGAGGGGAGCAAGGUGCGGACUGCUAUCGAUGAGUUGGAUGUCUUAGACUUGGACGACACCAUACUGGGUGACGUCAGGGAGCUCAGAAGAGCUUAUUCCAUCCUGGGAUUUAUGGCACACGCUUAUAUUUGGGCCACCGGGACUCCCCGGGACGUUCUACCGGAAUGUAUUGCAAGGCCGCUGUUGGAGACAGCGGACAUUUUGGGAGUACCCCCAUUAGCUACAUAUUCCUCGUUGGUGCUAUGGAACUUCAAGGUUGCCGAUAAGUGCAAGAAAACGGAACCCGGGUAUUUGGACUUGGAAAAUAUUACCACCAUAAAUACCUUCACGGGGACCGUGGACGAAAGCUGGUUUUAUCUGGUCAGCGUGCGGUUUGAAAAAAUCGGCAGCUCUUGUUUGAACCAUGGCUUGGACAUAUUGAGGGCUAUUAGGGACGGCGAUAAGGACGGCGCCGUGAUAAACGGGUUGGAGAACUUGGCUGCUGCCAUCGAAAGAUUAUCAAAGGCUUUGAUGGAAAUGGAGACCAAGUGUGAACCAAACGUGUUUUACUUCAAGAUAAGACCAUUUCUGGCCGGAUGGACUAACAUGUCACAUAUGGGUUUACCGCAAGGUGUUCGGUAUGGCGCCGAGGGUCAGUACCAGAUCUUUUCUGGCGGGUCCAAUGCGCAAAGUUCGUUGAUACAGGCACUAGACAUUCUGUUAGGCGUGAAGCACACUGCCAAUGCUGCGCAUUCUUCCAGGGGGGACAGUAAGAUUAACUACCUGGACGAAAUGAAAAAAUAUAUGCCGAGACAACAUCGCGAUUUUCUUUACCAUUUGGCCUCGGUGUGUGACAUUCGCGAAUAUGUAUUCCUUCACAUUUCGAACCAGCCCUUGCAAGAGGCGUACGGUCAUUGUAUUUCCAUGCUGCAAAAAUUUAGAGACAACCACAUUCAGAUCGUCACCAAAUACAUUAUUUUGCCCUCCAACUCGAAGCAACUCGCCCCCAAGAAAAAAGAAGUGCUAAAUCCAAUCGAACCCAACACCAAGACAUGUGCUUGCUCCGGACCAAAAACCGCCUCGUCCAAGACCAUCGGAACCGGCGGUACGAGAUUAAUGCCCUUCUUGAAACAGUGCAGAGACGAAACCGUUGCCGCUGUGAAGACCAAAAAUAAGAAUAAAAAUUGA
Molecule: messenger RNA, 1359 nt
Organism: Saccharomyces kudriavzevii IFO 1802
Lineage: Eukaryota; Fungi; Ascomycota; Saccharomycetes; Saccharomycetales; Saccharomycetaceae
Gene: BNA2
Product: dioxygenase BNA2
Exons: 1
Coding region: 1-1359 (452 amino acids)
Biological process (GO): 'de novo' NAD+ biosynthetic process from L-tryptophan
Cellular component (GO): cytoplasm
Molecular function (GO): indoleamine 2,3-dioxygenase activity; metal ion binding; heme binding
Source: RefSeq, a predicted model, not a curated record